Molecule: messenger RNA, 966 nt
Organism: Eimeria tenella
Lineage: Eukaryota; Apicomplexa; Conoidasida; Eucoccidiorida; Eimeriidae
Exons: 2
Coding region: 1-966 (321 amino acids)
Biological process (GO): intraciliary retrograde transport; protein localization to cilium; non-motile cilium assembly
Cellular component (GO): non-motile cilium; intraciliary transport particle A
Source: RefSeq, a predicted model, not a curated record
AUGUCUAUCGUACGGUCGCGUAGGUGCGAAGACUAUUGUAGCCUGCAAGUGCUCAAGAAGGCCCGUAGUCUGAAUCCAAGGGGAGAUGGCAGGCCCUUGAUAUCUCUUUUAGCUGGGGACAUACUAGGGGCGGGAGCCUUUUAUGAAGCUCAGCGAAGGAGAGAUCAUGCCGCACAUCUUUUCGCUUCUUUUGGUCUGUGGAGUGCAGCGUCAGACACCUUAAAGUUGGCAGCCUCUUCACGCAAUCGGUGGGAAAACAGCUGUUUGGAUCACGUUCGGACUGCCCUGGCAGAAGCCUUGAAGGAAAGGGGGAAGUGGCGAGAGUGUAUUGAUCUGUACUCUUCAGUGAGGCCUCAAGAGGGACUUAUUGAGGCAUAUUUCUUUUCUGAAAAGUAUGAUGAACUGGAAGAACUGGCCAACGCGAUCCCUGACGGAAAUAAAGAAUUGCUUUUCCGCGCAGCCCAAUUGCUUGCUGCUUCGGGGAAGGGAUCAGCGAGUGCAGCGGCUUUUCUCAAAGCGGGAAUGCCGGAGCUUGCUGUUGAUGCCGCCUUAGAAGGUGCGGAGUGGGCACAGGCUGUUUCCUUUGCUAGGCAGCACUGUGACAAAGAUAAAUUAGACAAGAUAGCCACUACCUACAAAAUUGCAGUCCAGCACCAGAGCAAGAACUGCAACAACAUGGACAUAGUGGAGGCCUUUCUCAACAUUGGCGCCUUCGAGGCAGCAGCCCAAGAGCUGACGAGCCUUCCCAGCCGCCUCCUUCACGUUCAAAACCCUCAGCGCCAGCGAAAGAUGCACGUAUCAGCUGCAUUACUUGUUCGGCAAAACCGUUUAAGUCGCGGUUCUGCAAAAGAUUCUGAAGAGAGGAAGAAAAGCAUUGGAGAUGUGCUGCAGCAUGCCAUCUUUACCUUCUUUGUUGUUUCCACUUAUCCGAACGGCGAGCUCGUGCAGCUCUCUGCGUCGCAGUAA